Myxozyma melibiosi is the source of this 840-nucleotide messenger RNA. RefSeq lists its product as uncharacterized. The transcript has a single exon. The coding region runs from base 1 to 840 and encodes 279 amino acids. Lineage: Eukaryota; Fungi; Ascomycota; Lipomycetes; Lipomycetales; Lipomycetaceae. The record is from RefSeq and is a predicted model, not a curated record.
AUGGCAACUCCAGCGCUCGUACACCUCCUCCGCAUCAUCUCCCUCAUCCUCUCUCUCCUCUCCGGCAUAUCCCAGAUCAUCACCGGCCCCCAGGUCCUCGGCAACCCAGCCUUCACCGCCGCCGCCCUCGCAAACUGCCCGGAUCCCAGCUCCUCCUCCUUCACCUACGCCAUCUCAAACUACUCUGUUCUUCAACCAGCCAAGCCACUCGGCGGCGGCAACACCAGCAGUCUUCCGUCAAUUGAAUAUCUCUCCCGUCUGCAGCUUUGCGCUCCCGCCGACUUCCGUGAUCAGCAACAACACCUACUUCCCACCGCCUUCCAACAAUUCGGCGGCCUCUCAAUCCCAGACUGUCCCACAACCUUCACCUUCUCAAACUGUUCUGUCGCCCUCUCUCUGCUCUCAAAUAAUACCCCCUCCUCCCCUUCUGUCCCCACCACCUCCCUCGCAAUACCCUCGACCACAGAACUCUCAUCCCUCUACGCGCAAGCCCGCUCCGCGCUCGUCCUGCUCUCUCCUGCAAAAUACCGCUGCCGUCUGCUCAAAUCCGAGCGUUUCUCAUUCUGGCAAAUCCUCGCGCUCAGAAUCGUCAUGCGCAAGAGCGCAAAGCGCGAACUGCUCCGCAUCGUGCUUGAUAUCGCGACUCGCAUGCUUAAUCUCGUUGAUCCGAAGGAGGUCGAGAGGUUGGCGAUGGAGAAGGAUAGAGAUGCGUUGCUUGUGAAGAGAGUGAUGCGCUUGCUUGAGGAGUGGAAUACUAUUGUGAUUAAACUCGACGGCGUACAGGUCGAUCUUGCCAAAGCAGUGGAAAAUGCAGGCUUGCUCAGACUGGGCUGCAUCUAG